CAAAAUGGCGGCAACGAAACUUUUUUUUUUCUUUUAAUGAGUUGCCAAUUCAGCUAUUUUUUAUAGAUUUAGUAGAUUUAUGAACAAUCUAGCUUAAAAAAUCAAACAAUUCUAAUGGAAACAAUAUGAUUUGGUUAUUUUUAUUAAAAUGUCUAGCUGUAAAUUUGAAUUUUGAGUUGGCAACACUACUUUUAAUUAAUGUAUAUCAGUUGCUGAUUGGAUAUCGUUUGAAUAUUUUACGUACUGUUGUGACAAAACGUCUUACGCAUUGCUAUCUGAUCUGGUUCAUCUGUCUUUUAAUAUUAUUAUUCAAGGUUUGUGUUUUUCUACAUUCUUAAAUUAUAAUGGCACGGAAACAAACGAGGUUUAAUCUCCAAUGGCUGGAUCCAGCUAUUCAUCCAGAAUUCAAUUCCUGGUUAGGAACUGUAAAAGAUGAUGAUACAAAAGCAUUUUGCUGCAUUUGUUGUAAAGUUUUCUCAUUAAGUAAUAUGGGAAAGCGUGCAUUAGUAUCACAUGCAAAUAGUUCUAGUCAUGUUGAAAUAAAAAGAUUGAAGUCGGAACAAACUUCACUGAUAAGGUUUUUACUCCAACUUCUAAUUUCUAAUCUAGGUUCUUCUAAUAGUCAACAAAAUGUGUGUGAAAUGGCUUCUGUUGUGGAAGAUAUAUCUAAGAUCACUAAUGAACAGUCUCUCACAAAAUCAACAUUUUUUAGCAGCACUUUGACACCUUUUGUGAUAAAAGAUGAUGUAAUAAAAGCAGAGAUAACUUGGACAUUGGCAGUUGUAAAGAAAAAGAUGUCACUCAAUUCAUGCUCUGAUAUUAAAAACAUUUUCAAAAAAAUGUUCCCUGACAGUCCUAUAGCCACACAAUUUCAAUUGGGUCCAGAUAAAGCUUCCUAUAUAAUAAAUUAUGGCAUAGCCCAUUAUUUCAGAGAAAAAUUGAUUAAUGCUGUUACAAGUUGCAAUAAUAUUACUAUCUCCUUUGACAAAUCACUAAACAAAGUUGCUCAAAGAACUCAAAUGGAUCUUGUGAUAAAAUACUGGGACAAGAGUAAAGAUAAGGUUAUGACCAGAUAUUUAAAUAGUGUCUUUAUGGAUCACAGUAUAGCAGAUGAUCUCUCUGCAUUUCUCAAUGGCCUUUCAGACAUUCGUCUUGAUCUUGCAAAAAUUCUUCAUAUCUGUAUGGACGGACCAAAUGUAAACAUAAGUUUUCUGAAUAAAUCAGAAGAUCACAUGGAGAGACAGAAUGUUAGUAAAUCAUUUGUGAGAAUGGGAACAUGUGGUUUACAUGUAGUCCAUGCAGGGGCGCCGCUAGCUGUGUGAACGCCCGUGUGCAAUACCGAUUAUGCCGCCCCCUGUUUAACUACGAUUACCUAUGCUGAGCUUGCCAGAAAGGCUCUUUGCCGCCCCCUUGACGUGCCGCCCGCGUGCGGUGCACGCCUUGCACACCCGCUUACGGCGGCCCUGAGUCCAUGGUGCUGUAAAAGCUGGUUUUAAAGUAGAAGAUUGGAAUUUGUUACCACUGCUAUGGAAUUUGUACUAUUUGCUAAAAGACUCACCCACUCGGCAUGCUGAAUUUAUUACUAUAAGUGGAAGCAGAUUAUUUUCCAAAAAGUUUGGUUCAACAAGGUGGUUGGAUAAUGGAGAGUGCUUAGAACGUGCAACAGAAGUUGUUGAAUCUGUGAAGACAUACAUAAACAACAGUACAAAGUUGAAAGACAGCAAUAUAGCUACAUUCUUG
Molecule: messenger RNA, 1740 nt
Organism: Centruroides sculpturatus (bark scorpion)
Lineage: Eukaryota; Metazoa; Arthropoda; Arachnida; Scorpiones; Buthidae
Exons: 1
Coding region: 345-1322 (325 amino acids)
Source: RefSeq, a predicted model, not a curated record